AUGGGAGUUGAUCCUCUAUCUCCAAUUGCGCCAGUGCGCCUUCGGGCGUUACUGCUUCCAAUUGGCAAGAUCAAGCGCUCACGCUUCUUGAGCUUCGCUGCUAGGCUUCAAGCUGAGAAUGUGGUGCGACUAGGGGACAUUAGUCCAGACUCUCGUCCAAACCGAAAUAUGUUCUCCCCGCUUGCCUUCCCCACCGGAAUGAUCCUCUAUGACCUGUCCUUCUCCGUUCCCCCCACAUCACAUCUGGAGCUGUUCCCAUUCGAGAUAUACAGGGAACCACUGGUCAUAAUUGCGAUAGCCGAUGGAACUGAGCUGUCCCAAGGCUCCGGAGCAAACGCAAAGCAUCCCACGCCCCAUGAACUGGAUCAGUUGCGAGAGGAGCUUGAUGCGGUGAGGGAGAGGAACCCGAGGGCACUGGUAAAUCAGCUCCUGGUCUUCGACUAUGAGGGGCUGGAUAACAUCACCAAUGGUCCAGAGAAUGUCCUUUGGGUUCCUCGACCGGAAGUCUCCAAAGCGACUACCAUGAAAACUGUCCUGUGUGAUAUUACAUCCGUCUUGUUAUCAGAGUUGGAUGAAUUCGCCAAGACAAUCCAAAAUAUCCCGUCGAUAGAGUCGCCCAGAGCUUCAUCAUGGGGUCCACAUCGAAAUCCGGAGUUGCGGCCGCGACCUGUGGACCGACUGCUGAAUCGCAUGACUCUGCCUGCGCAGCUGCCAUCCAACCCCAAUGGUGCACCGCCGGAGACGCCCCUUAGCUCGAAUGCCACUUCCCCCGCUCCUAGUGACCACGAAACACCUACGACAUUCGACGAGAUCACGCGAUCCAUCCACUUGUCACGAACGAACUCCGGUGGCAGAAGCCCCUCAAUAGCGUCACCUAAGGAGCAUAGCCGAGACCGCAUGUCCGUGAGUGGUAUCAGUGCCACUGAUAGAACCAAAAACCGUAUCAAGGGCCGCUCCGGGGUCGUCAUUGGUACUCUCUUCCUGCAGGCAGGAAGGUGGCCAGAUGCACUCAAAGAGCUAGUCGAAGCGGCCAAUAAUGCACGGGCUGGUAGCGACUAUGUCUGGCAUGGCAAGGCUCUAGAGAACAUUCUUCUCUGUCUCGUGAUGCUCGCAUGGGCAGGGAUGGAUUUCCAAAUCCCCCCGGUUCUCUAUCCAGUUGCGGACAAGGCCUCUAAGGCGGUUAGAGAUGCAAUUCAGGCACCAUCUGCGGCUGGCAACCGCAUGGUCUCUCUUCACAACCUUGCGAACCUUUUACCCGAUCUUUCUAACACUAUCCUGAACCUCUACACUCGUGCCGCAAAUAUCACGGACGAACCCCUCCCUCAGCUAGUGUUUUCUGAAACUGUGAUUCGACUGUCGAGGCUCAUGGUCUCUGCUCGCAUUCGGGACGGCGGACUUGAUGACAAUGCUUUGAAGCACAUCGUGAUGAAUGAACCUUUAAUUCCAUUACAUCAACCAGAACUCCCACGGGGGACAGUCGUGCUCCGCAAGUCGGAGAUUGCCAACUUCCUCUACCGGGCUCUCCCACUUGCCCCUGAGGCAGACUUGCCUGCUACGGAUGCCGUUCCCAUCAUCGUGGGUGUCAUCUCCGUUCUCAACACUCUUGACUUGCCACGGAAAAAGGCAUUUGUCCUGCGUGAGCUUCUCACUGUGAUGGUACCCAGUCUGGUCCAGGCUCGAAAAAUUGGUGCUGCAGAAGUUGGUAUUCAUCCUGCCGCUGGUCUAGCAUCUCUGAGUGACACGGCAUUCGAUGUCAAUGCUCUCGAUGUUGGUCCUGGUAAUAUGGAAUCAAGCGUUCGGCUUCUUCUGGCUACAAUUGGUGAGAUCUACGGAGUUCAGCCUUCAGCCUCCUAUGAGUGGGAGAAGCGACAGAGUCGGAUGUCUGCUUCGGGGAGCGCACAAGAGUGUCCCGAGUAUGAUUCAAUCGCGAGCAUUGCAGAGCGGUCUUUCCGUCACAUUGCGCUGGAUCGAUAUGGUGAUCUUAAUCUCAAGAUUGACGUUCUCAAAGCGUGUAUCAACUGCUGCGAGGCGCUUCCUGAUUUUGAUGGCGUCCUCCGCUUCACUGUGGAGCUUUUGCAAACUAUCCGCGGAGAUCUCAUGCUGAACGAAGCUCAUAGGGUGCCACCGUACCUGCCACAAGACGAGCAAGUCCGUCUCUUGAACAAUAUCAAACGCACUGUGGGCGCUGGAAACCGGCUGGGCGCAGCUAACAUGGCUGCCGAAUACUGGGAUGAUUUCCUUGUCCGCGAUAUUCAGUUGCUGGCGCUGCCUGAUCCGCGGCGACCCGUCCGUCGCUCCAAGACAGAGCUAGAUGCCGUUACCACGGGAUCCGAAAAGGCAAAGAAGGAUCCCUUCCUGUACAACCCCUUUGCCAAGCCAAGUAGCAAGGCUUUGGAAGUUCUUACCGUGACUGAUGAGCCUGCCUCCUUCCGAGUGACCCUCCAAAACCCUUAUGAGUUUGAGAUCGAGAUCGAACACCUGCGGCUAGAAAGUGAGGGUGUUAACUUUGAGGCCGUGGCAGAGAACAUCGUUCUUCCUCCACUCUGUCUGCAGGAUAUCAUUGUUCUUGGUACUGCUCACGAGGAGGGCGAUCUUAACAUUUCUGGGUGCAUCGUCAAAGUGCGUCAUUGCCGGGAGCGACGAUUCCCCAUCUUCAGGACCUUAUGGAGACCCGAGCCUGAGAUCAAGUUCAAGCGAACGGGACUGUCUGCAAAGAAGCCUCUUAGCGAUCGCCCAAUGUCCUGGAGCUCAAUUACAUCCAAAGAUGGCAAGGUGUUUGCAAAGAAGGGACCUCAAACGGAGACGUGUCCGGUAAAGGUCAUUGGCAAACAGCCGUCUCUGCUCAUUGAAUCUAUGUCGCUCUCGCAAUCGGCAAUGAUGGUCCUUGAGGGGGAGAUCAAGUCGUUCUCUAUCACCCUUCAAAACACAUCUUCGUGUCCCGUGGACUUUGUCUUGUUCACUUUCCAAGAUUCAACCACUCGCCAGCUUCAGUCAGCCUUGAGAAACAAGGACUUACUUCCCGUGGAGAUUUACGAGCUGGAGUUGAAGUUGGCCACCCAGCCUGCCCUAAAGUGGCGCCGCGAGGGCCCGCAGUCUGAUGAUUGGAAUAUUCCACGUGGGGAGAAGGCCACGUUCACUGUGGACGUGUUGGGCAAGCCUGGGUUGCAAGAUACGACAGUACAGAUUGACUAUUCGUAUCUGAAAAGCAAGCAGGGACAGCUGCCAGAGGUGUUUUACACUCGGCAACUGUUUGUGCCGCUGACUGUCACUGUCAAUGCCAGUGUGGAGGUUGCUCGCUGUGACAUCUUGCCCUUUAGUGGAGACUUUGCCUGGAAGAACCAUCUCGAUGCCCCAUCGGACUCGACGGAGACAUCAGACUGCCCGUUGUCUGCCACUGACAAGGAUCCAUUUUCUCAAAUUCUUUCCCGUCUCGGCAAUGGGGCCUACGGACCAGAUCACUGCAUUGUUCUAAUCGACCUUCGCAAUGCUUGGCCAAGCCCUCUGUCAGUAUGGCUGCGCGUGAACGAGCACUCCAUCGUCCAAGCUCCCGAGUCCUUCAAGGAUGGCAGCAAGGGCCAGUACUCUGUUGAUGGUAACCUCCAACCAGGCCAAGUCUCUCGAUUCGUCCUAGUUCUCCCUCGCGUGUACCUCGACAACCCAUAUGCCAGCAUCCCCGUCGUCAACACGGGAACUCGUCGCCAAUUCGUCGUCAGCGCUAAUAAGCUCACCUUCGAGGCGGAGGCAGCCUCGCGUGAGGCAUUCUGGUUCCGCGAAGAACUUCUCAAACGAGUCCUUGGAGGCUGGUCCGAGCCAGCUACCGGCCGUGCGGGAUCCAUCGACCUACGCAAUAUCCGUCUAAACACCCGCAUGGUCGAGGCAAUGCGUCUCGAAGACGUCGAGAUCUCCUUCACGCUAGCAUCCCCUUCCUUCCAGGAAAUCUCCUCCGCAGUAAAACAAACCGGCCGCUCCCGCUUCCAAGCCCAAACAGACGACCUCCUCACUCUAACCGUCACCGUUCGCAACCGCUCCUCAAGACCUAUCCACCCCCUCGUCCGUCUCCAGCCUAGCCUCCGCCACCAACCAAACAACAUCGGGCUAGACCUCACCCGUCGUCUUGCCUGGACUGGUAUGCUCCAACAAGCACUGCCAAUCUUGCAAGCUGGGGCAUCCACACAAACAUCCAUCGGUGUGACGGUCCUCUGCCGCGGCGAGUACGAGUUCGGUGCUAGCGUCGAGGAAGCUCGACUUUUGCCGCGAUUUGGUGAAGAUGGCAAGGAGGAAGAUCCUGAUGCUGCUACUCGGUUCAUCGAGGAUGGGAUCAAGGAUACCUUUGGCGCGGACGUGGUUCGGCGUCGACGGAUUUGGCAUGCGAAGGAGACUUGUGUUAUUCUUGCGAGGGAUUAG
Penicillium cataractarum is the source of this 4404-nucleotide messenger RNA. Its product is annotated as TRAPPII-specific subunit TRS120. Bases 1 to 4404 code for a protein of 1467 amino acids. The record is from RefSeq and is a predicted model, not a curated record. Gene Ontology annotation, cellular component: trans-Golgi network. NCBI's taxonomy places the organism in Eukaryota, Fungi, Ascomycota, Eurotiomycetes, Eurotiales, Aspergillaceae. The transcript is spliced from 2 exons.